Molecule: messenger RNA, 1272 nt
Organism: Andrographis paniculata
Lineage: Eukaryota; Viridiplantae; Streptophyta; Magnoliopsida; Lamiales; Acanthaceae
Product: phospholipase A(1) DAD1, chloroplastic-like
Exons: 1
Coding region: 1-1272 (423 amino acids)
Biological process (GO): lipid metabolic process
Molecular function (GO): glycerophospholipase activity
Source: RefSeq, a predicted model, not a curated record
AUGGCCGGUCCCCGGAAUUUCUUCUCCGUCGCUGCGCGACAGUGUUCUCCGGCGGUAAACUUGCAAACGACGUCGUCGCAGAAGGCCUUCAACGGAGGUUUGAAAUUGGCCGGUGCGACGACGUCGUCCUGGAAGACCAGCACUGCGGAUUCCGGCGAGGAGGGGAAUCUCCGGGAGAAAUGGAGGGAAUUCCAAGGGGUUAAGAAUUGGGAUGGUUUGCUCGACCCUCUCGACGACGGCCUCCGCCGCGAGAUUCUCCGGUACGGCGAGUUUGUGGAGGCGGCCUACCGGAGCUUCGAUUUCGACACCUCUUCGCCGGAUUAUGCUACGUGUCUCUUCCCGGACCGUUGGAUGCUGGCUCGGUGCGGGAUUGGGAAUACGGGUUAUGAAGUGACGAAGCACCUGCACGCCACGUGCGGGAUACAGCUGCCGGAUUGGGCGGACCGGAUCCCCGGCUGGAUGGCGGCCCGGUCCAGCUGGAUCGGGUACGUCGCCGUUUGCACGGACGAGCGAGAGAUCGCACGGCUGGGACGGCGCGACGUCGUCAUCGCGUAUCGAGGGACCGCCACGUGUAUGGAGUGGCUGGAGAAUCUCCGCGCCACGCUGGCAUGCCUACCUGCUGACAUGGCGCCGGACUGCUGUCAAUCGAUGGUUCCGAGCGGCUUCCUCAGCCUCUACACAUCGCGGCAUUCCACGUGUCCCAGCCUUCAGGAUUCAAUAAGAGAAGAAGUUUCCAGAAUCGUCGCCAAAUACGCCGACGAGCCGGUGAGCAUAACCGUCACCGGCCACAGCCUCGGCGCGGCGCUGGCGACAUUGACGGCUCACGACAUUACGACGUCGUUCAAGGAACAAAAUCCUCCGGCGGCGGCGCCGCUGGUCGCCGUCGUGUCGUUCGGCGGUCCGAGGGUCGGAAACAAAAGCUUCCGUAGCCAAUUAGAGAAGAACGGCACGAAAGUCCUCCGGAUCGUCAACUCCGACGAUCCGAUCACCAAAAUUCCCGGCUUCGUUCUGGAGGAGAGCAGUCCGCCGGCGGUGUGGCGCGGCAACGGAAUUUUGUCGGAUUGGGUGCAGAGGCAGUGGGUGUACGCGGAGGUAGGGAAGGAGCUGAGACUAAGUAGCAGGGACUGCCCCCAAAUCAACGGCGGGGGAUUCGCCACGUGUCAUGAUCUGAAGACGUAUCUGCAUCUGGUCGAUAACUUGGUGAGUUCCAAUUGCCCGCUCAGGGCAACGGCUAGUAGGGUGCUAAUGAAUGCCGCCAAUAUACGUACGUAG